Molecule: messenger RNA, 1430 nt
Organism: Aphanomyces invadans
Lineage: Eukaryota; Oomycota; Saprolegniomycetes; Saprolegniales; Verrucalvaceae
Exons: 4
Coding region: 55-1314 (419 amino acids)
Source: RefSeq, a predicted model, not a curated record
CGCGAUAUCCCCACAUCCCACGUUCAUUCGGACCUCCCCCACCGCGCGACAAAGAUGUCUGCGCCAUACGACCCCAACUUUGUCGGGCACGUAGACGCCGACGCGAAGGCUGCAUUCCAGCAGCGUAUCGUGGAAAAGCUGAGCGAAGUAUUGGAACAGGAAGUUGAGGGUGUCAUGGCGGAAUACAUUGUCGUUAUGAUCGGGAACCAAAAAACGAUGAAGGAAAUCCAUGACGAGAUGGUUGACUUUAUGGGUGCAGAAUCCGCCGAAGCCGCCGUCGCGUGCAUCUAUACCUUGCUCCUUGAGCCGCCCAAUGCUGCUGCUGAAGCAUCUCCCUCGCCUUCUCCCCCUUCCUCGUCUCCUGAACCUGUGUCCGAGGAACCGGCAAAUGCUGCGCCUCCCAAGAAGAUCGUCAAUCUCUCCGGCGUCAAGUCAUCGUCUACCACCGUCGAAGUGUCUGGGAAAACCAGCAGUACGAUUCGUGUCAUCGGAAACAGCUCGAAAGAUCUCAAGGACGCGCUAAAAUCUCGGUCGGAGCGCUUCGGGAUUCCAGAGAAGAAGCUUGACAAGCCGGCAGCACAAUCCUCUCGACAGACGACCACGAAGCUGUCCAUCACGGAGCGACUGGGUGGCCGCGUGACGGACAAAAAGGACCUUGCUGCUUCGAGGGGUGACAAUCGAUCCCGGCAAGAAUCUCGCGACACCAACAACAAACGAAAAAGUGGCGGCGAUUUUGAUGACAGCUCGUCUCGAUCAAACAAAGACGUUGAAGAGAGUGAUCAACGGCCGUCGAAGCGUCCCGCUCGUGACCCCAAAGGCAGUGACUUGCGAUAUCCUCCUGGUCCCGGUGGCCAUGGGCCGCGAGGUGGGCCAUAUCCAUUUCCGCCCAUGUUCCAGGGCUAUCCUCCGUACCACAUGCCUCCACCAGAGUUUAUGUACCCGCCGUAUCCGCCGCCGCACCACAUGCCCGGGUUUGGCUAUCCAGGCAUGCCGCGAGGCCCGUACCAGCCCCGCAUGCCCCAUGGAGCGGGUGCCCCUCGUCGCUUCAACAACAAAUGGGUCAACCCGACGACUGCGUCGGCCGAAGGCGACGCCAAGGCGAAUGGAGAUCCAGCCGACCCGACCAACGAACCACACAACCAAACGACGCCGUACCCGGGUGGAGGUCCCGCAUCGUCGCUGGCCCCGCGAGCGUACGGGUUUGGAUACCCGCGUCCCCGCUUCCAAAACAAAACGUGGGUGCGCCCCGACCCAAAGGAAACCACCCCCCAGGCCGAUGAAACCCUCUCGGCCAGCCUGCCCAAGACGCCAUAGUCGACCGUUCGAAUGUGUUGGCCCGUCGCUCUAUGAAUCCUCCUCUAUAACCCACAAUCCGAACUCAUCUCUUUCUCGAACUCACUAACUUAUUUAACAUGCAACCAUUGCGCAAA